AUGGCGAUUUGGAAAUCGACCCACAUGGCUGGACGGGCAAGAAUGGCGGCGAGACACGCUUCCCCGCCCAGGUACCUAUCUUGCUCUGUGCUGGUUUCUCUUCUUUGUUGUCUCCCUCUCCAUGGGUCCGUCUCUCUUCCCUGCUGUCCUCCUUGCCGUCUCGCUCCCGGCUUGCCUCUCUUCCUCUUUAACUACUCGGACCGCCGUUUACACGGGAUCUUUGAGGCGGUCAGCCAUGGCGAUUUGGAAAUCGACCCUCAUGGCUGGACGGGCAAGAAUGGCGGCGAGACACGCUUCCCCGCCCAGGUUGGUACCCUCCCUGCUCUUUCCAUCCACUCCCUGCCCAAGUUUCCUCCUCCUCUCUCUACCAGUCUCUCGUCCCUGCUGUUUCUCCAAAGGUCUGCCUGCCGUCCCCUCCCCGGUGUAUCUCCCGGCAUGCCUCUCUUCCUCUUCAACUUCUCGGAUCGCCGCCUGCAUGGGGUGUUCGAGGCGGUCAGCCAUGGAGAUUUGGAGAUUGACCCUCAUGGGUGGACGGGCAGGAAUGGUGGCGAGACACGCUUCCCCACCCAGGUAGGUACCCUUCUUGCUCUCUGCUGGUCUCUCUUCCCUUCUGUCUCCCUGUCCACGGCCUGCUUCCUCUUCAACUAUUUGGACCGCCGCCUGCACGGAAUCUUUGAGGCGGUGAGCCAUGGAGAUUUGGAAAUCGACCCGCAUGGCUGGACGGCCAGGAACGGCGGCGAGACACGCUUCCCCGCCCAGGUACCCUCGUUACUCUCUGUCUGCUGGUCUCCCUUCCCUGGUCUCUUCUUGCUCUCUUCUGGUAUCUCUUCUCUGUUGUCUCCCUCCUCAAGGGCCCACCUCUCUUUUCUGGCCUCUCUUCCCCAGCCUCUUUUUCUCCCUCCCGGCAUGCCUCUCUUCCUCUUCAACUACUCGGAUCGCCGCUUACACGGGGUGUUUGAGGCAGUCGGCCACGGAGAUCUGGAGAUCGACCCUCAUGGCUGGAUGGGCAGGAAUGGCGGCGAGACACGCUUCCCCGCCCAGGUAGGUACCCUCCCUGCUCUUUCCUUCUUUCUAUUCUCUGGUCCCUUUGCAAAUCGCAAGCCUCUCGUCGCUGCUGUCUCUCCAAGGGGCCGCCUCUCUUCCCUGGUCUCUCCUCCCUACACUCCGUCUCCCAGCAUGCCUCCCUUUCUCUCUAACUACUUGCACCGCCCAGGGGCUUGCAAGGAGUGCGGGUUCGUUUGCGUCACAACUGUGAAGUUCCGUCUGCGCCACAAGUGUUCCCCUCUCCCUGAGACCACCUACGGCCCGGCCCUAUCAGCCAACUACUACUCUGUCACGCACUUCAUGUUCGAAUUAGGCCACCAGCAGACCCACCUGGUGAAGGUUCGUCUGCACCACAAGUUUUCCCCUGUCCCUGAGAGCACCUACGGCCCGACCCUAUCAGCCAACUACUACUCCCCCACACACUUAUUCUUCGAAUUGGACCACCAGCAAACCCAGAAGCUCCUCGCUCUCUACUGCAAGCACACCCCUGCCGCUGGCCCCUCCCGCCCUAGCACGUCUUUUACUUCGUCUCAGAAACCCACUCACUCAGCCGUCUUCCUUCCGCUCCCUUCCCCCUCUUUUCCCUCCCUUUCAGGUAAAGCCACCGACUGGAUUUCCCUCUCAUCCCUCUCAUCCCUCUCAUCCGCCUCUGAAUCCCCUUCCUCCUGCCGCUGCUUCGCCGCACAAACCCCUCCCCCUACCCCGCCCCUCCUCCUCUUCAUCCUCCAAUUCAUCCUCCUCUGCCGCUUCAUCCUCCCAACCACCUUGGCAUUCUUCCGCUCCUCCUCCUGGACCUCAUCCCGGACCUCAUGCCGGACCUUCCAAGCCAUCCGGACCUAA
Messenger RNA from Closterium sp. NIES-65, 1884 nucleotides. NCBI's taxonomy places the organism in Eukaryota, Viridiplantae, Streptophyta, Zygnematophyceae, Desmidiales, Closteriaceae. The record is from the annotation of a GenBank genome assembly.